CCCAAACUGCGCAGGUGCGCGCGGCGGAGGCUGGUAGUGCGCAUGCGCUGCGCCCGUCGGCCCUGCGCGGUCUCCGGCGCCCGGCUUGCGCGCGGAAGAUGGCCGAGCAGGUUCCCAAGUCGGUGCUGUUCGUGUGCCUGGGUAACAUCUGUCGGUCACCGAUUGCAGAAGCAGUUUUCAGAAAACUUGUAACUGACCAAAAUGUUUCAGAUAAUUGGAGGAUAGACAGUGCAGCGACAUCCACGUAUGAAGUAGGGAACCCUCCUGAUUAUCGGGGGCAAAGCUGCAUGAAGAGGCAUGGUAUUCCCAUGAGUCACGUAGCCCGGCAGGUGACCAAAGAAGACUUCACCACAUUUGAUUAUAUACUGUGUAUGGAUGAAAGCAAUCUGAGGGAUUUGAAGAGAAAAAGUAAUCAAGUUAAAAACUGCAAAGCUAAAAUUGAACUACUUGGGAGCUAUGAUCCACAAAAACAGCUUAUUAUUGAAGAUCCUUAUUAUGGGAAUGACUCUGACUUUGAGGCGGUGUACCAGCAGUGUGUCAGGUGUUGCUCGGCGUUCCUGGAGAAGGCGCACUGAGGCUGGCCAUGCUCUGCUGCAGGCGGUGAUCCGUCCCCACCCUCUGCAUUUCUCAGCCAGUGUGCUCCACAGUCCAAGGCCCCAGCUGUUUCUUCAGUUGAUUUACUGUUUCAUAUCUUGAAAAUAAUUGUAGAUGCAACUCAGUUGUGUUUGGCAGAAGAAAAAAUAAAAAUCUUUGAUUCAGA
Cynocephalus volans (Philippine flying lemur) is the source of this 760-nucleotide messenger RNA. It is a transcript of the gene ACP1, whose product is annotated as acid phosphatase 1. Gene Ontology annotation, cellular component: cytoplasm. The transcript is spliced from 6 exons. The record is from RefSeq and is a predicted model, not a curated record. Gene Ontology annotation, biological process: protein dephosphorylation. NCBI's taxonomy places the organism in Eukaryota, Metazoa, Chordata, Mammalia, Dermoptera, Cynocephalidae. Bases 99 to 575 code for a protein of 158 amino acids. Gene Ontology annotation, molecular function: non-membrane spanning protein tyrosine phosphatase activity; acid phosphatase activity.